GUAUAAAUACAAGCAUCCUUUGUUCAAAGCCUCAUCAGGCAUCUUCUCUUUCACUUAUUCAUCGACUCUCCAAAAGCCCUUUAAACCCUUAUAUUCAUAGCUCAUCCUUUCCCCUCCCUUCACUCUACAUCUUAACAACCCAAAAAAAAAUAAUGGCAGAGCAAUCAGGAAGAAAAGUGGUGGUGUUGUCCAAAGCAACAACAGAACAAUACUCUAACAUCAAGAAUUGUAUGCCAACCACAUUCUCCUCAACAAUUCCCAUAGUGGACCUCUCCAAACCCGAUGCAAAGACCCUCAUAGUGAAGGCUUGCGAGGAGUUUGGAUUCUUCAAAGUCAUCAACCAUGGUGUCCCCAUGGAAGUUAUAUCUGAAUUGGAAUCUGAAGCCUUCAAGUUCUUUUCUUUGCCACUCAAUGAGAAGGAAAUAGUUGGGCCUCCUAAUCCAUUUGGGUAUGGUAACAAGAAAAUUGGACGCAAUGGGGACAUUGGUUGUGUUGAGUACCUUCUACUCAGCACCAGUCAAGAACACAACCUCUCUCUUUAUGGCAAAAACCCUGAGAAAUUCAGGUGUUUGUUGAACAAUUACAUGUCUUCUAUAAGGAAAAUGGCAUGUGAGAUUCUUGAGUUGAUGGCAGAAGGGUUGAAGAUUCAGCAAAAAGAUGUGUUUAGUAAGCUUUUAAUGGAUAAACAGAGUGACUCUGUUUUUAGGGUGAAUCAUUACCCUGCUAACUCUAAAAUUCCUGUGAAUGAUCAAAGCUUGAUUGGGUUUGGAGAACACACCGACCCACAAAUCAUUUCUCUACUUAGGUCAAACAAUACUUCAGGCCUUCAGAUUUGUCUUAAAGAUGGAGAUUGGAUUUCAGUCCCACAUGAUCAGAAAUCUUUCUUCAUCAAUGUUGGUGAUUCUCUCCAGGUUAUGACCAAUGGACGAUUCCAUAGUGUGAAACAUAGGGUUUUGACUAAUGAAUUCAAGUCCAGGCUCUCUAUGAUUUACUUUGGAGGUCCACCUCUUGAUGAGAAAAUAACACCAUUACCGUCUAUCAUGAAAGGGAAAGAAAGUCUAUACAAAGAAUUUACGUGGUCCGAGUACAAGAAUUUUACUUAUGGUACAAAAUUGGCUGAUAAUAGACUUGGACAUUUUGAGAGAAAUUAGCUUCACAAUGUUAUAGGAUUAUGAGUGCUUUUUUGUUUUGUUUUUCACUCCUUUAAAGUUAUUUAUCAUUUAGAAUAAAGUCUCCAUGUACAAGGUCAAUCUCGUGACAAUGUGUGACAUAGACAUCUGUCCAUUAUGACAUUGUAAUGGGAGGAACACCUCUUUAACAAUAAAAAUGCACUCAGGAAAAAA
Glycine soja is the source of this 1343-nucleotide messenger RNA. Its product is annotated as gibberellin 2-beta-dioxygenase 1-like. The coding region runs from base 153 to 1151 and encodes 332 amino acids. Gene Ontology annotation, biological process: response to light stimulus; gibberellin catabolic process. Lineage: Eukaryota; Viridiplantae; Streptophyta; Magnoliopsida; Fabales; Fabaceae. The transcript has 3 exons. The record is from RefSeq and is a predicted model, not a curated record.